AUGGGAUCGCAGUUCACAGAGUUUGGAGAGCUGGUGCUUUUGAUAGGUGAUUUUCACGUCCCCCACAGAGCAGUAGACUUGCCACCCUGCUUUCGUGAACUGCUCCAGACAGACAAGAUUCGUCAUGUUCUAUGUACUGGCAACGUCGGCAGCGCCGAAGUACUCGAGUCUCUUCGAGUCAUUUCUUCCUCAGUUCAUGUUGUGAAAGGAGACUGUGAUGCUGCCUUCGACUUCCCAGAGUACAAAGUUCUCCAGUUUGGGCAGUUAAAAGUAGGACUGAUUCAUGGACAUCAAAUCGUUCCGUGGGGGGACGGAGGCGCGUUGUUGCAUUGGCAGAGAAAACUUGACUGCGACAUUCUGGUGUACGGACACCUCCACAGAGAUUCGGUAAUUGAGCUGGAUCGAAAGUUUUUUGUGAAUCCGGGUAGCGCGACCGGUGCAUACCAGCCGUGGCUUGCAGAGAAAACUCCGUCUUUCAUGCUCAUGGCCGUGCAAGGAGCGAGUGUUGUGCUGUAUGUCUACGAAGAGAAAAAUGGUAAGGCGGAGGUGGUGAUGAGCGAGUUCAAAAAAGAUGUGGAAGAGCAUCCUGAAGACGACUCACGGAAAGACAACUGA
Molecule: messenger RNA, 615 nt
Organism: Ochotona princeps (American pika)
Lineage: Eukaryota; Metazoa; Chordata; Mammalia; Lagomorpha; Ochotonidae
Product: vacuolar protein sorting-associated protein 29-like
Exons: 2
Coding region: 1-615 (204 amino acids)
Biological process (GO): intracellular protein transport; retrograde transport, endosome to Golgi
Cellular component (GO): endosome; retromer complex
Source: RefSeq, a predicted model, not a curated record